AUGGAGGAUCCGUUUUUUGUCGUUAGGGAGGAGGUCCAGCGAACGAUCGACAUGACGAUUAAUUUAUUUUACAGAUGGUGUGACCUGACAAACGAGCCAUCGCUAUGUUCAAAGGAGGAAUAUGAUUGGACCACAAAUGAAUUGAAAAACUGUUUGAGAAGUAUUGAGUGGGAUUUAGAAGAUCUGGAUGAAACUAUAAAUAUCCUU
Molecule: messenger RNA, 207 nt
Organism: Helobdella robusta
Lineage: Eukaryota; Metazoa; Annelida; Clitellata; Rhynchobdellida; Glossiphoniidae
Exons: 2
Biological process (GO): Golgi vesicle transport
Cellular component (GO): membrane
Source: RefSeq, a predicted model, not a curated record